GGAGUCAGUCAGUCAGUAGCCCCUUUACUACAAUUUGCUAUCGCGCGCGCGCUGUGAGCAGGAGUAUGGUCUGUUGCCCACCUCUGCCCCUGCCCCAGCCCCUACCCCUCCCCCAGCCACUUCAUCCUCGGCAUCCUCGGCCCAUCCCGUCUUCUUCUUCUUCGUCCACCUCCAGCUGCGCGCCCACCCGCCCCGCCCCACCCCCUCCUUCCUAUUAAACAGUCGCGCCCAGCAGUCCUUCCCCCCGUCUUGUCAUCACUCUCCUCCUCCUCCUGCCCGCUUAAAGCCACCGAGCGAGCCCCCCCUUCCUGUUCUCUUGUGCGUCUCCUUCCUCGUCUUCUCUGCCUUCCGCCUUUGCUCGUUUGUACGCUAGCGUCUUCGUCGUCAGGCUCUCCCCUCGGAUAGAGCCCCAACGCGCAUAGCCGCCUAGUUUUGAACAAGCACCCUCCAAGUCGGCCAUUCCCCCUCCCCCCGACGCUCCCAGCCAGGCCAGACCAGACCAGCCAGCCAGCCGCGGCCAGCCCCAGCCCCAGCCCCGGGCCAGCCAGACGCGGGGCGGGCCUAGUUGAUAUGUGCCCCACAUUUUCCGCCUUGUUUCUGGGGUGCACCACCGUCGACAGACAGACAGACAGCCAGAGCAUCGCUAUAGCUCGGCACAAGCGUUAGUUGAAGAACUAGUUGUAAGCUGAGAGUAGCGCUGCCGGAGUUAUGGAGGCGUCCAAGUAGUGUGACAUCGAACCAGAACCAGCUGGAGGAGUAGGCGGAGCAGCAGCAGCAGCAGAAGAAGAAGAAGAGGGACAGAGCAGAGGGCAGAGAAGUGAGAGCGAGCGACCGGGUCACGUAGUUGUAGUAGUUGUUGUCGUCGUCGUUGACGCUUGAGAUUUGCUGUUUCGAUAGAUCGCCGAGAGGUUGCGAGCGGAGGGCGAAGAGGAUAGCGAGGAGCGGCAGGCAAAUCUCGUUACCUCGCCUUUGCGCUUUGCAUUGCCUCGUCUCUGCCCGCCUCGCCUCGCGAGUUGAACACGGAGCGCGAGAGGGGAGUCGAGCGAGAGACAGCGGAGAGAAGGUGAGAGAGAAGUGAGAGAGUGAGAGGAAGCGGAAGGGGAGGGGAGGAGAGGAGAAGAGAGGAGAGCGCGGCUCGUCCUCGUUGUUUUUCGGGACCUCCCAUGGCGACUGCAGCCAAAGACAGGCUGGUGACAAAGAUCCACGACAAGUGGUACGACUUGACGGACUUCGAAAAAAUCCAUCCGGGCGGUCCCGUGGCGCUGGGGCUGGCAUCGGGGCGGGAUGGGACCGUCAUGUUCGAGAGCCAUCAUCCGUUCACUCAUCGCAAGAUUCUCGACGCCAUUCUGCAAAAGUACGAGCUGGAUGAAGAGUCUUCGCGGCAUUUGAAGACUCUGGAGGAACAACACGGAAUCGCCGAGCACCGAUUCAACUGGAAGAGCGAGUUCGGCGACGCGCUCAAGUUUCACGUGAAGGAGUAUUUCGAAGCCGAGGCCAAGCGCCGAAAUGUGUCUCUCGUCGCCGCGACCAAAGCUCCGCCGGAGCGAUGGUUCGAAAUAGCAGUGCUCGGAGUGAUUUUCUUUGCCACUUUAGUUUCUUUCAUCCGCGGCGAUUGGAUUUCCUUGUUCACCUGUCCGCUGGGCGUCUGGGUAUUCGGAGUCAACACAUUCCACGAUGCGGCGCAUUUCGCCCUGCACAAGAACUGGAGAGUAAAUUGCACCGUUCCCUACCUCUUUCCGCACUUUUCCAGUCCAUUCGUCUGGUACCAUCAACACAACAUUGGACAUCACAGUUACCCCAAUGUAGCUCACCGAGAUCCUGAUUUGGUCCACCACUACUGGAUGAAGCGCGAGCACAAGAGUGUCAAGUGGCUGCCUGCCCACGAGAAGCAACGCAACUUGUCUUUCCUGGUAUUCUGGUGGACCGUGGCCGUGGAGUUUGGGCUGGCCACCAUGGAAGAUCUCUGGAUGGUGAUGUACAAUGUUUACAACGAGUCCGUUCCCAUGAAGGUGAUCAGCAAAAAGAGGUUGUUGUGUCACGUCAUAGGACGUGUGUUUACGAUCGGGGGUAUCCACGUCUGGCCUUUCUUUGUCUUCGACACCUGGACCCGGAGCAUCAUUUUCGCCACGAUUCCGUAUCUCUGGUUCUCGUUUUUGUUCAUGAUGAACACGCAGAUCAACCACCUUACGCCCGAGACCGCCCACGAAGCAGAUCAAGAUUGGUACAAGCACCAGGUGAUCACGGCACAAGAUUUCGGGGUGGCCAGUCGAUUUUGCUUUCUUAUGAGCGGCGGUUUGAAUUACCAGGUUGUACACCAUUUGUUUCCGACAGUCAAUCAUUGCCAUCUCGUCAAGCUGCAACCGAUUGUUGCUCGCUUGUGCGAAAAGCACGGUGUCGAAUACAAACAGGUAGCUGGCUACGCUGCAGCCAUCAAAGCGCAUCACGCGCAUACUGUCAAUAUGUCAUUCAAGGAUAACGAAAAUUGAACUUGAAUGUGUGGCCGAACACCGACCCGCUCGCCACCUUCGGAUGUGACACAUUUUUACGUUUAUGUACCAAAUUAGUGUCGACGCCGUUUUCCAUGCAGAGUGCCUGCCGCGCCAGGCUGGUUUGCCUCGUUUUUAAGGCUUGCGAAUGGACGGAUAAACCCUGUCAGUAGUUCAGAACCAUCAUCAUCUUUCUCUUCUUUGCCUUGGGUCGUGGAUCUCGCCGGCAUGUGCUGCUGUUUGAUGGAGAUGAGCUAUGGGAGGAUUUGGAAGCCUACUCGAUUCGCCUGUGAAGGCACGGGGUACAGUAGUCGAAGCGUUCAUUUCCAAAGAUCUUCUGUCAGAUAUUCACUAGAGAUUCUGCAUGUUGUACACUUUGUGAUUAGUAGCCUCUUUCUGAGGGCCAAGGUACUCGUUUCGAAGAAAUUCAAGAUUCUGGGCAUGUCGGCCUUGUCUUGAAAUCUAGCAAUCCCUAAGAUAUAGAGGUCACCGAGAUACAGAGAACUCAAAAGGUUUUCUACUUUGGCAUGGGCCGAAACAGGAUAUCUGCGAGGGAAAGAACAGAGUAGCUUCAAACCUGAGGUUCGACCCUCUUUCUUUGUUUGGGAAGCUGAGGCAGUUUUCCUCUGAUUGGUCUACAAUUUUGCUUCAUUCGUUCUCGGGAAAGAGAUCUGAAUUCGGAGUUGAAUUUACGCUUGGAAGUGGGCGUAAUUAAUUCUUCUGCCUCGGAAGGUAUGUCCUCGUACACUAUUAACCUCGCACGACCACAGCAGUAGAGUGGUGGACGCAUUGAGCGGAAUUUGAUCAGGCGCACCACAUCAAAGAAAGGUAGAUUAUGCAAGAGUAAGGUAGUAAUCUGUGUUCUCUGCGAACAUUUUAUAAGUGCUUGCGAAUGCUGUCACCUGAUAGUAGUAGUUCGAAAUUUUAGUAGAUAGCUGAAAAGUACCGUAUUCCUGCAGUCACUUGGUAAAAACAAUGAGCUGAAUCUUGAACCGACAAUUCUUUUUAAUCUAGAAUGAUCUUGUACGCGAGAGAUCAAGCUAUCUGGUAGGAACAUCAAGAUAGAGGCUGACGGAUACAGUAAGAAUCCAUUAGUGUUAGUUUAGGCACAGCCGAUUGAAUGUACAUCAUUUUUUCACUCUUCGCAUACAAGCUUGUUGAGUAAAGUAUACUCUCAACCGGGCACGUUCUGCUG
Marchantia polymorpha subsp. ruderalis is the source of this 3681-nucleotide messenger RNA. The record is from the annotation of a GenBank genome assembly. Lineage: Eukaryota; Viridiplantae; Streptophyta; Marchantiopsida; Marchantiales; Marchantiaceae.